Molecule: messenger RNA, 4041 nt
Organism: Melopsittacus undulatus (budgerigar)
Lineage: Eukaryota; Metazoa; Chordata; Aves; Psittaciformes; Psittaculidae
Gene: ILDR2
Product: immunoglobulin like domain containing receptor 2
Exons: 10
Coding region: 27-1964 (645 amino acids)
Biological process (GO): pancreas development
Cellular component (GO): membrane
Source: RefSeq, a predicted model, not a curated record
CCCGCGCUGCCCGAGCCAGCGGAAAGAUGGAUGGGCACGUCCUGGGCUGGAUCGUCCUCCUGUGGCUCGCAGCUGAAGUGGAAGGCUUGCAGGUUACCAUGCCUGAGAAGAAGAAGGUGGCCAUGUUGUUUCAGCCUGCUCUGCUUCGCUGCCAUUUCUCCACUUCUUCUACCCAACCAGCUGUUGUGCAGUGGCGGUUUAAAUCUUAUUGCCAGGACCGAGUGGGAGAAGCUUUGGGAAUGGCGACUUCUGGUUUACAAACGAUGAGCAAGAGGAACCUGGACUGGGAUCCCUACUUGGACUGUGUGGACAGCAGGAGGACAGUCCGAGUUGUGGCCUCCAAACAAGGAUCUGCUGUCACUAUAGGGGACUUCUAUAAGGAAAGAGACAUCAGCAUUGUCCACGAUGCAGACCUUCAGAUUGGGAAAUUGAUGUGGGGAGACAGUGGGCUCUAUUACUGCCUUAUUAUCACACCGGAUGACGUGGAGGGCAAGAAUGAAGAAUCGGUGGAGCUGCUUGUGCUUGGCAGGACAGGGCUGCUUGCUGAUCUCUUGCCCAGUUUUGCUGUGGAUAUUAUGCCAGAGUGGGUCUUUGUGGGCCUGGUGAUCCUGGGGGCAUUCCUGUUCUUCCUCCUGGUGGGGAUCUGCUGGUGCCAGUGCUGCCCACACAGCUGCUGCUGUUACGUCCGCUGCCCCUGCUGUCCCGAGUCCUGCUGCUGUCCCCGGGCCUUGUAUGUAGCAGGCAAAGCAGCAAAAGCUGGGUACCCUCCUCCAGUCUCUUCCAUGCCAGGUGCAUACUACAUCCCCAGUGUUCCUGUGACUGGUGUCCCGUCGCCUGCUGUGCUGAUGGAUAAGUCCCACCCUCCUCCCUUAGCCCCAGGUGACACCAGUGGAGGAAGCCAAAAUGCAGUGUGCAAGGGGUACAGGAUCCAGGCUGACAAGGAAAGGGACUCCAUGAAGGUGCUUUACUAUGUGGAGAAAGAACUGGCUCAGUUUGACCCAGCUAGGAGAACGAUGCGAGAACGAUAUAACAACACCAUCUCUGAACUCAGCUCUUUGCAUGAAGAGGACCUGAACUUCCGUCAGCCCUACCGUCAGUCACGAAGGAAACCUCUGCCUCCUGCUGGGGACCUGGAUGGCGAUGCUGAAUACUGGGCUGGAGUGAUGGGUGGGGGUAGCACAUCCAGAUCACAGGCUGUCUCUGAUUACAGAGAUGAGCGGGACACUUUCUGGCACAGCCAGCAGAGAUCCAAGUCUGAGAUGUUGUCCCGUAAGAGUUUCUCUGUGGGAGUGCCGGCUGUCUCCAUGGAUGAGCUGGCAGCCUUUGCAGAGUCGUACAGCCAGCGGAUGCGGCGAGCAGACAGCCAGGAAACACGACGCUUCGAGCGCUCAGAGUCGCAUGGCAGCCGCAGCGGAGGGCUGCCCCACCAGGAUGGCUCCAUUGAAGAAUACUACACCAAGCGCAGCAGAGGGAACCGGGAGCCGCUGACAGACUCGGAUCAGGGCUGGUCAUACAGCCCACCCCGGAGACGUGCCCAUGAGGAGAAGCACCUGCCCAGGCUGGUGAGCCGAACGCCUGGAGGGAGCCAGAAAUACGAUCACUCCUACCUCAGCAGCGUGUUGGAGAGGAAAUCUCGGAGCUAUGAUGAGAGCGGUGACCAUAGUGAAACUCCCUCGAAGCUGAGCUUGCAGCCCAGCCAGAGAGGAGGGGGAACAUACUAUGCCUGGUCACCACCUUCUACCUACAAAGCCGAGAAAUCACAGCAGCAGUCACAGCAGCCGCCAUCAUCGCCUGAGCAGGAGGAUGAAGAGGACACCCUGCCCCCAUACAGUGAGAGGGAGCUGAGCCGAGGCCCUUCAUGUAGGGCCAGGGAGCAGGCCUACCUCAACGCCUCUGACAAGAAGAGGAAAAAGGACCCCAAGAAAACAAACGAUUUCCCAACAAGGAUGUCCCUUGUGGUUUGAAGUUGUUGUGGACAUGUCAUGUUGAUGGGCUGGAUACUAUGAGGUGACUGCAAUGGAAAAGAGAGAGAGCAACAAGCAAGACAAACCUCCCGUGAAUCUGUGCAGCCAUUGGCCAUGGACUCUGUUUCUACUGUUUAUCUCAUCAGGGAAGUAGAGGCUUUCACAAGAGACAGACUCCCAUGAACAGUACUCGGUCUCAGAGGCUCUGUGAGUCUGCCAGGGAUAUGAGGCCAGGGCUGUCUUUGGCACCAGGUUUUCCAGUGCGCUCCAUUUUGUGCUGGAAGGUAGCUGCAUCCCCACUGUCCCUGCAGCCCUAACUACAAGUGAGGCUGCCUGCGUGCCUCCUGCCCUGUCCUGUGUGCAGAGAGAAGCCUUUGCGCUUAGCUCUUGCUCUCUCUGUCUCCUCAGUUCUCUGUUUGGAUCAAAGUUGUCUCCAUACUUGCAGUUAGAGCCUUUUCUGUAUCAUCCCCAUGCCGGGAGAAAGCUUUGUUCUUAGAACUGCAGGCCGCCUCCAGCUUGUCUAUAUAAUUCCAGACACUAUAGAAAAGGACUGGUGAGAUGUUACUUUGGCAAGGGCUGAACAGAGAGAGAGAGACAAUUAUGGACUGGUUAGUUCAAUAUGUUUAGUUCUGUUCGUUGUGUGACGAAAGGUGCAGGUGAGAUUGAUGUAUUAUUUUGAAAGUGGAUCAAAAUAGCUUUUAUUGUGAGAGCAUGAUGUGUUUUUCCCCUCACCCCCAACUUCGUUUUGUUUUGAUACUGUUACAUUUCUUUGCAGUCAAGCUAUGACCUGUAGAGCUUCAAGCUAGAAUAUCUACUCCACCAUACCAUAAGCAGUGCUCCAGGCUUGCUGGCACUCUGCUUCCAGCACCACAAGACAUCUCUGCAUAGCAACCUUUUGUUUUAAAGGGCCUUUUUGUUUUAAAGAAGCUAAAAGGAGAAAGUCUCAGAGGGCAGCGGUCUCCAUUCUGUCCUACCAGUAUUACUCUUCUCUAGUCAUUGUUCUGAGACACUGAAAAUAGUAGUAACAGCAGUGAAAAAAGAACUAACCCUGUGGAUGAACACAAGCUUAAAGAGUCACCUUUUUCACUUACAGACAUUUCAUUUACCUCGGUUGUGACUGAGAUGUUUUUAGUGGCUGUUGUCUCAGGAGCAGCUUAAUUUCAAAGUGAAGUACUUCAGAUUGGAAGCCUGAUGUUCUGAUUUACAUUAGGUAUACUGCAGCCAUUUCAUUAAUUUUUAGCUGCUAACAUCAUAACAUGAAGGAAGAUGAUGGGAAUAUUUUAAGGUCCAGUAUCUUGAUCCCUAUUAUAUCUAGAAACAACUUAGUGUUCUGCUGUGUUACGAACAUUGUCAGCCUACGAAAUGCCAUUUCUGUUCUUACUGUGGAAAUCUGGUGAGCUGUCUAGCCUCAGGUGCUCAUUCUGGCAACACUGGUUUGAACAUAAGAUCUACAAACAUUGCUGCAAUUCUCUGUUAAUUUCUGUAUUACUCUGUUGCCAGAUCAGUUCACCAGGAACAGUCAGGGGAAAGGAAGACUAAUCUUCAUAGAGUUGAUGACAGUGCAGUCUUCGUGCUAGAAAGUGAUGAAAAACUGGCUUGCUUGUCCUGUGCUCCUCUUUACAUCCAGUUGCAGUGAUGUAAUUGUGAUGUGCAUCCAAUUACAGUGAUGACUGUAAUUUUGGAAAUCCUAGUCCUGGGACUUACAGGCCACAGGACUAGAAGUCCCCUUUAAAUAUAGAUAGCUACUGUAUGGUCUUCCCAGAGCUGCCUUCUUUCUAGGUUGAACAAGCCCAACACUCUCAGCAAACCCAACUCCUGUCUCCAUAGAGGAGGUGCUCUAGCCCUCUGAUUGAUUUCUUCGCAUCCUCUGGACCUGCUCAGGCAGGUCCAUUUCUGCCUUGUGUUGAGGACACCAGAACUGCACACAGUACUGCAGGUGGGGUUUCACAAGAGCAGAGUAGAAGGGGCAAUUCACCUCCCUCUACCCACCACAGUCCUUUUGGUGCAGCCCAGGACAUGGUUGACUUUCUGGGGUGCAAGUGCAUAUUGCCAGUUCAUGUCCAGUUUUCAUUCAAUG